AUUUUUUUCUUACUUAUAUAAUCAUCAACUGUCUCCUCCUCCACUUCCCACUAUAAUAAUCCCUUUAAAGAAGCUGCAAAUUUUCAUAUUCAAAGCUAUCUGAGAUGGAUGAAUACUCAAAAGAGUGUGAGUUUUGGCUUCCGCCGCAGUUUCUAACUGAUGAUGACAUUCUUUUAGGGUUUAAGACUAACAGUAAAGGGGAGGAAAAUGAAAUGAAGAGUUACUUUGGGUGUGAUUUUAAGAACGAGUUCUCAUAUAUGUUGGGUCCGAAAUCGGAUCUGAGUUCUCCGGUGGAGUCAGUUGUCGGCUCAACGGAGACAGAGAGUAGUGAUGAGGAAGAUUAUAUCACUGAGUUAACUCGCCAAAUGGCUCACUCCACUCUUGAAAACCACAAGGUUCAGAGUUUGUCAAGUUCUCCUCAGUCAACGUUAUAUGGUAUUCUCGGGUCAAAACAUCAGGGUUCAAAAAUUGUAAGCCCAAAUUGCUCUUCUCAGAGUAGAAAUGGGGUUGUGGAUUUACUUUAUGAAGCAGUGGGCGAAGUUGCAAGAAUGAAGAUGAUGGAGAAAGAGGCUGGAAUCUAUCGUCAUAAAGGUGGAAUGUGGACUCCGCCCAGAAAGGCAAGUCCAGUUCCUGUAGACCCAAAAAACUCUAAACCAAAUCUUGGUUCGUUUUACUCUAAUCAACCACCGCAGUCUUACCAGCAGUUACAAAUGGCUCAAUUUCAGCGGUUGAAGCAACAACAGAUAAUGAAGCAAGGACAAGGAGUAUUGUGUCCCGAAAAAGAGAGAUUUUGGAACCAGCAGCAGUUGAAUCAGGGGAGAGGCCAAAAUGGAGCUGAUAGGUCAGUUUCUGCUUGGCCGACUCUGCAACAAUCUCACCAGCAGCAGCAGCAGCAGCAGACUCAGCCUGGCUCAGGCAUGCGAGCUGUUUUUCUAGGAAAUACUGGACCCAAAAGGGAGUGUGCUGGAACUGGGGUUUUUAUUCCCAAAAGACCUGGAAUACAAACUGAACCAAGAAAGAAGAUAGGUUGUUCGACAGUUUUAAUGCCAGAAAGAGUGGUCCAAGCCUUGAAUCUGAAUUUGGAUGUAAUGGACUCUCGGCUGCAGUUUCUGGUUCAACCCAGUUGUAAUAAUGGUGGUGUUUUGAAGUACCAGAAUAAUUUGGUGGAUCAACAAAGACGCAGUUUGAGAACUCAGCCGGCGGUUAAAUCCCAAGAGAUAAUACUUCCUCAGGAGUGGACUUAUUGACCCAGAAAUUGUAUUUGCGAUAGGGAUUCUUUACAGUAUUUUGAAGAUAGUUUAGUCGCAAAUGGGAUGGGCUUUUUGGGUAGUAAAAGUAGGGUUUAAGGGAGAGAGGAAGUAAUUUUCACAGUCCUCAAGGAGUAGAAUUAGGCAGCAGACAGACUCUAGUAUCAAGAAAAUUGCUGGAUUUUGAGGUUCUCUUUUGUUUGGUUUUAGAUUAGAUUAUACUAGUAAUGACAAAAAUAAAUGUCUAAAGUCAAGAAAUCAAGAAAGAUGAUUGGGUCGUGUUUUGGUGGAAAA
Nicotiana attenuata is the source of this 1541-nucleotide messenger RNA. RefSeq lists its product as uncharacterized. Bases 105 to 1247 code for a protein of 380 amino acids. The transcript has 5 exons. Lineage: Eukaryota; Viridiplantae; Streptophyta; Magnoliopsida; Solanales; Solanaceae. The record is from RefSeq and is a predicted model, not a curated record.